This is a messenger RNA of Nicotiana tabacum (common tobacco), 2703 nucleotides long. The record is from RefSeq and is a predicted model, not a curated record. NCBI's taxonomy places the organism in Eukaryota, Viridiplantae, Streptophyta, Magnoliopsida, Solanales, Solanaceae.
AUAUCUAUCCUUCAAGUUUAAAUUUAUUUAUGGAUAAUAACCAAUGUGUUAGAAUCUUGGUUUGACUUUUCUUGACUUAUAAAAAGACGAAUAAAAGUUAGUUCUCUAAGGUAUAUUAUUCAUAAUUAAUUGUAAACUAAGUGAGUUCUUUAAGGUAUACUAUUCAAGAUUAACUGUAAACUAACUUGAAACAAAUAAAUUGUUACAAGUCUAUUCAUUUAUUUGUGUACUAGAUGGAACAUGAACAUCGUAGAUGGAUGUACGAUAGGAAUCAUCCUAAUCGUUGUGGCUUAAAGGAAGAAUUUGUUGAAGGUGUUAAAGGAUUUAUUGCUCAUGCAAAAACACUUCCUGAAUUUCGUAACGAAGGAACAAUUAGGUGUCCUUGUGUGAAAUGCAAGUGUACAAAGUUGUUGCAACCAGAAAAUGUUAAAGAUCAUCUUUAUAGCAAGGGGUUUAGGGAAAAUUAUUAUAUGUGGACUGUUCAUGGAGAGAACUAUUGUAGUGUUGGUGAUGUUCAUUUUCAAAAUCUAGUUAGUGGUGAAAGUACACAAAUGGAGAAUAAUGUUGAGAAUUCUCGAUUACAUGAAAUGGUGUCAGAUGCUUUUGGUUUUUACCCAGGGGUUCAAUCACAACAAAAUGUUGUUGAGCCUCCCAAUGAUGAGGCAAAACGCUUCUAUGAAUCAUUAGAGUCGGCUAGUCAUCCACUCUAUAAAGACUCAAUGCACUCUGAGUUGUCUGUUGCAAUUAGAUUACUAACUAUUAAAUCAGAUUGGAAUAUUUCUCAAGCGGGCAUGAGUACUAUAAUUGGGCUCAUGUGUGAAGUUAAUCCUAGCAUUAACUUACCCAAUGAUUACUAUAAAGCAAAGAAAUUGGUUUCCAAGUUAGGACUUUCCUCAACAAAAAUUGAUUGUUGUGAAAAUGGUUGUAUGUUAUAUUAUAAAGAUGAUGCGGCUCUAGAAGCGUGCAAAUUUUGUGGACUGUCUCGUUUUAAGGAAGUCACAAAUGCCAAAGGUAAAAAAGUUACAGUUAAGAAGAUGCAUUACUUACCAAUUUGUGGACUGUGUUUAUACAAUUAAGUUACUUAUAAGGUAAUUACAAUUAGUUCUUCUGUGCUUCUGCUUUUGUUUGAACAUUCAUAAACAAAAUGGGUAGGUUGGUUUUAUGCAUAUAAUUGUAGUAUGAUAGAUUUCAGUACCUUAAUGUUCCAUACUUAUACAUAAUAUUUUGGGGUAGUAGUGUUAGCAUGCUACAUUUGUAGUAGUAAUAGUAUAGAGUUUAGACUUAAGUUGAUAUUUCAUAUUACAAUUCCACAUUUUCUCUCUACUCUCUUGUUUCAUUAUUGCAUAGAGGUAGAUUUUAGAGUAUUAGCUUUCAUGCUCUGUAAAAAUUUUAAAGUAAUUGGAAUCUUUGUUUUCUGUUAAAGUAAUUGGCAUUGUAGUAUAGAGUGAACAAAGCUAAGAUUCACCAGUUAUUUUGUACUAUGUGGGAUCUGGGCUUCUUUCUUUUUUGACUAAAGAUAAUGUAGGUGGAGAGCAGUUAAUGAGUUCAUGGGUUGUUUAAUUAGGUUCUUGAAUGUCUCUAUCUGAGAACCGUUUUUGUUCGUGGCUAAUUCUUCUUGAGGUAGUUGAUAAAAAUACUAUCCUGGAAAUUUUGUUUGAUUAUUGAAUAGAGAAGUUGGAAUUUCCGAGGUUUUUUGAAAACUUGUGAUUUGUUUAUGCCCAAUUAUUUGAUUGGUCAGUUGAAAAGAUAUUGGGCAAGAUCCUGAUUUCCGGAUACAAAUUGGAGUUUUGGAUAUAUAUGGAUUUGAAUGCUUUAAGCAGAACAGUCUAUAUUGAAAUCGAAGAUUAUGAGAUGCGGCUGCCGGUCAUUUUCAAGAAUAGAGAACCGUUUCAUGGACAUAGCACUUUAAUUUUGCUUUUUUCAUAUUUUAUUUAACAGGAAAAGUCUUUAAAAAGACCAGCUACUCAAGAUGAGGUAUUUGAGCAUACACAUAUGAUCAAGCUAGAGGAUGAAACAAAGACAACUUGGAUCGAGCCACGGGCCGAGACAACCUAUAAUACUUUCAAACAAUCCUUGGAGGAGUUCAUUCAAAGCCAACCAACUGAUGAUCAAGGAAAGCAAAUCCAACCAUCCCAGGAGAAUUAUAUGGAUUUGUGGAUUAAGGCGGCUAGUGGCGUACAUAAGGGAAUAGUUUACGGCCUUGGAUCAGAGUUUAGUUCUAGUCGUCGGUCGAUGGCUCUUCUUCCUCAAAGUCCUCGAUUAAUCAAGAUGAGUUUGAGCUAUUGAAUAGAAGAAUAGCAGAGAUCACUGAGUUGUAUGCACAGUAAAGAGGGCUGCGCGGGAGGAGGCAAAGCGAAGGGAGGAAGAAGAUAGGCAGAGGGAUGAAGAAAUGAGGCGAAAGGAUGCUGCAUUUACACGUGUCACUGGUGACGUUGAAAGCCUCAAGGCCCAGCUAAACUACCUCUUAGCAUCUGGUGGAUUUCCCGUGCCACGUUCUCCAUCACGCUCUAACAAGACUAAGGAGUAGUUUCUUUUAUUAAUAUGAUUUUGGGUAGGACUAUGAUGGUGGAUGUUAUGUAUCAAUUGGAUAAGAUUGAAUGCUGAAUUUCUUAUUUGAAUGUUAAGUUGCAUUAUUGGUUUCUAGUAUUUUCAGUUUUGGUUGGUUGUUAAUUAAUGAAAUGGAUCGGAAGAUGCUGAUUUUUA